Messenger RNA from Cucurbitaria berberidis CBS 394.84, 1237 nucleotides. RefSeq lists its product as uncharacterized. NCBI's taxonomy places the organism in Eukaryota, Fungi, Ascomycota, Dothideomycetes, Pleosporales, Cucurbitariaceae. The transcript is spliced from 4 exons. The record is from RefSeq and is a predicted model, not a curated record. Bases 96 to 1193 code for a protein of 365 amino acids.
GCCCCGCUUACUACCAAACGCUGUGUUUCAAAGGACAGACGUUUUUGUUCUAACUUUGUCUGCUGAACUCUUGAACUCUUUUGACGCAUGACAUCAUGGCGAUACCUCCAAAUCCUGUAGGCAGAGCUGUUGUGAUCAUCGCGGCCGUCUUCACCGGCGUCGAUCUUGGCUUUAUUCUACUGCGAUUAUGGGCCAGACGGCUGAAGCAUGUGUCGCUGGAUGCGAGCGACUACCUCAUCAUCAUCGCAUGGUCCAUCGCAUUGGCCGAUAUGAUCCGCAAGAUUGUAGCUGCUAGCUGGGGGGUUGGAACGCAUUUCAACGAUCUCGUGGCUGUUGCAGGACCCUCCGUUAUCAUACCUGUAAACAAGAUAACAUACACUGGCUUCUUCCUCUGGCUUGCAAUCGUCACCUUCACAAAGCUCUCAAUCCUCUUCCUCUACCGUGGAAUCUUCCGAUGCGUCGAACGCUUCGUUCUAGUCGUCCACAUUAUGAUGGGCGUAGUUGUGGCAUACUGGCUUGCUUUCACCAUGGGCACGCUUUUCCAGUGCAGCCCGAUUGCUUUUAAUUGGGACAGAACGAUACCAGGAGGUAAAUGUAUGGUACCUAAGACCGGCUUCCUGGUCUCGGGGUCCGUCAAUUUAGUUAUUGACGUAAUACUCGUGGUGAUGCCAAUACCGGUAGUCUGGAAGAUGCAACACGUCACGAAGAUGAAGAAGAUCGGUAUCAUUGGCAUGUUCAGUUUGGGUCUCUUUAUCUGCUUUCUCGCUGCCUUUAGAUUCAAGUUCGUGCUCGCUACCAACCCUCUGGAUUUCAACCACGACGGCGAGAUCGCAGGAAUUCCCGGUGAGCUCGAGCUAUAUCUCGGUAUCAUGGGUGCUUGCCUUCCACUCAUCUCCCCGCCACUCCUUGCGAUCCGCCAAAAAGUGACAGUCGGGUACUCAUCGAUCAUGGGGCGGAAGCGCUCUGGGUACAGCGAGGGUGGCUCCGAUUCCGACUCUAUACCGAAGCCGGACAUCAAAUCAGAGCAGCCAUCGUGGGAAAGUAUGGCUCUCAAGUCAUGGCCAGAUUCAGCGACGGAUAGCAUUGUAGAAGUCAGCCCUGUGAAUAGGGUAGUGGCGGAUGAAGCGAAUCAUCACACCAUCCAGUGCCAUUCAGAAUGGAUGGUUAGGAGUGACGCGCGUUCGGCUGUAUAGCAUUGGAAUGUAUUAUGAAUAACAAAAUUCCGUACAGAGUGUCG